UUCUAUGUUCAUGCAAUCAUUAAAAGACAUCCAUAUAUAUAAGAGGCAAGACAACACACACCUCUGGCUCAGAAAGAGAGAGAGAGAGCUGGCAAGGCAAGAUGAAUCCUUGGGCUGGUUUCCACCUGAUUUUUUUCCUGGUUGCUAGUUCUGUGGAGGGACAAGUCUCAAAUGAUGGUACUGGAGGACUCCAGGACACUGAAGCCACUUGCUGUGCACGUGAGUCCCAGCUGUGUGAUCUUUCAGCUUGGUUCUUAGCCGUCAACAUCUGUCCCAGAUAUAUAUUUUCAGAGCAGAACUUGCCUGAACUGACCCACCCAACCCUCCCUAUUCUUUCUCUAGAGACAGAAGCCAGAAACUGCAAAGACCUCCUGGAACGUGGGGAGACCCUGACUGGCUGGUACACAAUCUACCCAACCAAGGAGAACCCGAUGCUGGUUUUCUGUGACAUGGAGACAGAUGGAGGAGGCUGGUUGCUCUUCCAGAGGCGGCAGGAUGGAUCUGUCAAUUUCUACCGUGACUGGGAAUCAUACAAGAAAGGAUUUGGAAGACAAGGAUCAGAAUUCUGGUUGGGCAAUGAUAAGAUCCAUCUUCUCACCAGCUCUGGAACACAGCAGUUGAGGAUUGAUCUGGAAGAUUUCAAUGGUUCCAAAACUUUUGCAACUUAUUUCAGUUUCAAAAUUGCAAAUGAAAGUGAAAACUACAGGCUGACCGUGGGUUCCUAUUUGGAUGGCAACAUGGGUGAUUCUUUCUCAGGACAUAAUGGCCUGGCAUUCUCUACUAAAGACAAAGACAAUGAUGACUUUGAACCCUCAAGUUGUGCUGCAAAUUACAAGGGAGGCUGGUGGUAUGGUGCCUGCCACUCUUCCAACCUGAAUGGCCUGUAUCACAAAGGGGAACAUACCUCUUAUGCUGAUGGCAUCAACUGGUAUACUGGGAAGGGGUAUCAAUAUUCUUACAAGUAUGCGGAUAUGAAAAUUAGACCACAAUAAAUGAAACCACAGUUUAACAGAUUCUUCAACAGACAUCACUCCAAAAGUACUAGCAGAUUAUUAUUAUUCUCUUUUGCCUACCAGAAAAAGAAAAUUAAAUACAAUAAAUCUU
Protobothrops mucrosquamatus (brown spotted pit viper) is the source of this 1104-nucleotide messenger RNA. RefSeq names its product ryncolin-3-like. The record is from RefSeq and is a predicted model, not a curated record. The coding region runs from base 102 to 992 and encodes 296 amino acids. The transcript has 5 exons. Lineage: Eukaryota; Metazoa; Chordata; Lepidosauria; Squamata; Viperidae.